Molecule: messenger RNA, 2192 nt
Organism: Papilio machaon (common yellow swallowtail)
Lineage: Eukaryota; Metazoa; Arthropoda; Insecta; Lepidoptera; Papilionidae
Gene: lqf
Product: epsin-2
Exons: 12
Coding region: 303-1970 (555 amino acids)
Biological process (GO): endocytosis
Cellular component (GO): endosome; plasma membrane; clathrin vesicle coat
Molecular function (GO): phospholipid binding; clathrin binding
Source: RefSeq, a predicted model, not a curated record
UACAAUUUUGAGGACCAUGUUCCUUAGUUGAUAGUAGUCAACCCACAAUAUUUUAAUACCAUUCAUGACCGGAUGUAGAGUUGGAAUUGGAGGACAUGUUGAUUUGUCAUGACUGAGACGACUCUGUCAAUUCGUCAAAAAGUGUUUUGUUUAGACAGAAAUUGUACAAAAUUAAAUAGUAAAUCGGGUGAUAUCGUGUUGUGAUAAGUGGUUAUAAUACAAUGUGUGAUACGUUUUUACGCUGACGAAUCAAAUAAAGAAAAAGUAAAUUUAAGUAGCACUAGCCGAUCAGCAACUCUUUGAUGCCCCGCAGCCGGGACGACAUGCAAGUAAACGUGGCGGGCCUAAGGAGGAAUAUUAAAAAUCUUGCGCACAACUACUCUGAUGCCCAGGUUAAAGUGCGCGAGGCGACCUCGAACGACCCAUGGGGUCCGUCGAGCACCCUCAUGGCCGAGAUUGCGGACCUCACGUACAACGUGAUGGCAUUCACGGAGAUCAUGCAGAUGAUAUGGAAACGACUCAACGACCACGGCAAGAACUGGCGGCACGUCUACAAGGCAUUAGUCCUCAUGGAGUACCUCAUCAAGACUGGCAGCGAGAAGGUCGCCAUGCAGUGCAAGGAAAAUAUAUUUGCUAUACACACGCUUAAAGACUUCCAAUAUAUGGAGGAGGGGAAAGACCAAGGUCUGAACGUGCGCGAGAAGGCGAAGCAGCUGGUGAACCUGCUGAAGGACGAGGAGCGGUUAAAGAACGAGCGCGCGCGGGCGCUGAAGGCCAAGCAGCGGUUCGCGCAGGGCAGCGCGCUCGGCAGCGACGCCGCGCUCGACUCGCCCGCCAGCCCCACCUACCCCCCGCUGAACAGUUCCCCAGUGGAGUGGGGCAGCAUCGGCAGCGGCGUGAGUGUGAGCGGGGGCGGGGGCGGGCGCGACGCCGAGCUGGCGCGGCCGCUGACGGCGGGCGAGGAGGAGCUGCAGCUGCAGCUGGCGCUGGCCAUGUCGCGCGAGGAGGCAGAGCGCGAGGAGCGACGUCGGCGAUCUGACGACGUGCGGCUGCAGCUAGCCAUCAGCCAGUCGCAGCACGACCUACAGGGUCAGACUGUGGAGAAGAAGCCGGAGACGCAGCAGUCUCACCUGCUGGACCUGCUGGACGUGAACCUGAGCCCCAGCGCGGUCCCCCCGCAGGCCCCCCACGCAGCGCCACUCGACCCCUGGGGUCUGCCCUCGCCGCAACACAACACACAGUCAAUGAAUUUGGACGUCAGUAUAUUCUCUGACUCAAUGGACACGUCGCCGGACGCGUGGUCGGGUGUGGGCAGUCCGGCGCGAGAUGUGUGGCCCCCGCAGCCUCCCCCCGCCGACCCCUGGGCUCCCGUACAGCAGAGUAAGUCAAUGCCGAUGGUACCGGGCAUGGGCGUGGGCGUGGGCGUGGGCGCGGCCGUGUCCCCGGUGUCGGUGCUAUCGUCGCCCAGCUCAGCUGACCUGCAGCAGUUCGAUGCUCUGUCACAGCGGCCGCGAGCCGCAGCGCCACCUGUCGAGAACGACCCCUUCGACCUCUCUCUGCUCGGUGACAACCUGAGCGGCGCGCAGACUUCCAGCGUGAAGAAGUCGCCGUCGGCCUUCCUCGGCGAGAACUCCUCCCUGGUGAACCUGGAGCGGUUGCUGCAGCCCGUGGCCGAGCCCCCUGCGCCCAACCCCUUCGCCGACGUCCAACCCCCGCCCCCGGCGCGACUGACGAUAAAUGAGUUGAAGCAGCAGCAGAUGGGAUUGGGCGGCGCGCUGGCCUUCGCCCCCGCCCCCGCCCCUGCGCCCCGUGCUCAGCCCACUCCCGCCCCCGUGCUCGCCCCCCUGGCCCCCGCCCCAGUCACCGCAGACCCCUGGGCGCCCGCCCCCGCCCCGGUCCCCGCCGCACGCGCCGCCUCGCCCUGGUCCCCGCCCCCGCAGCGACACACGCCCAACCCCUUCCUCUCCUAGCCGAACCUCCGCUAACGCCGCGGCGAUCACCACCUCCCCCCCUCCCCCCACACUGCACACACACUGCGGCCUCGCUGCACGCUGCACGCUGCAUACUGCAGGCGGUCGCGAUCACACUGCGCAUAGGUAACGCUGCAGAGAACGCAACGUGCACAACAAAUAAUACAGUGAUACUGACAAAUGUAUUGAUUUUUUACAAUCACACGGCAUGAGUUGCUUCAA